Ruditapes philippinarum (Manila clam) is the source of this 4011-nucleotide messenger RNA. RefSeq names its product C3 and PZP-like alpha-2-macroglobulin domain-containing protein 8. Gene Ontology annotation, molecular function: endopeptidase inhibitor activity. The record is from RefSeq and is a predicted model, not a curated record. The coding region runs from base 98 to 2257 and encodes 719 amino acids. The transcript is spliced from 19 exons. Lineage: Eukaryota; Metazoa; Mollusca; Bivalvia; Venerida; Veneridae. Gene Ontology annotation, cellular component: extracellular region.
GCUCUCUUGUUUAUUUAUUUUCGUAGGAUUGUCCCUUGAGGAAAUUGUUAGAAGUAGGUUUCCUGAUACCUGGCUAUGGGACGAAUAUGAUAUUGGCAUGGAAGGAGAAACUAAAAUUGCGCAUAAAAUUCCUGAUUCAAUGACGUCAUGGGUGACUUCGGUAUUUGCCGUUAAUCCAGUAACCGGUUUUGGAAUUGCCGAAACAAAACCAGAGAUAUUAGUGCAGAAACAGUUUUUCCUCACAAUGGAUAUUCCGACGUCAAUAGUUCAUGGCGAAGAGUUUCUCCUCCAGAUAUCAGUCUUCAAUAACUACCCAAUAAAUAAAUUGGUUUUUCUGCGAAUUACGCUGUCGGAAAACCCGGACAAUCCUAUACCAGCUUCUACUGAAGUUAAGGGAAAUGAUGGUCAAUCAACGUUCAUUCGUAUCCAUCCCGAACAAAUUGGAGAAUUGAACAUAACAGUCACCGCCUAUAUCAUGGGCACUUUCUUCUUUACCAUACCAGAUCAAAUAAUGAAAAGCGUAACGGUACAGCCAAAUGGUGUAUUCAAAACAACUAAUGAGCAACAUCUUAUUGAUGUUACACGAGAUUCCAAUCAAAUUAUUAAACGUAUCAAGAUAGAUCAUCCAGAUGAUAUGGUUGAAAACUCUAGAAUUACUAAAAUCAUCAUUACCGGAAAUUUCAUGGUACCUAGUAUUAAUGGUUUAGACAAUUUGAUACAAAUGCCGUAUGGUUGUGGUGAACAAACUAUGAUAAAUUUUGCGCCAGCAAUAUUCAUCCACGAUUAUCUCACUAUUGUCGAAAAAUUGACCCCAGAGAUAGAAAUGAAAUCAACUAAAAUUCUGCAGACAGGGCUUCAACAAGAACUGAAAUAUCAACGCAAAGACGGUUCGUUUAGUGCAUUUGGAAACCGGGAUUCAUCUGGGAGCAGCUGGCUGACGGCGUUUGUUCUGAAGUGCUUCGGUCAAGCAAAAGAUCUCAUUCAAAUUGAUGAUUCUGUUAUGGUAAAAGCUAUGGUUUGGUUACUGAGAUACCAAAAUAGUGACGGAUCAUUUCGAGAGCCGGGAAAAGUCAUACACCGUCAAAUGCAGGGUGGGUCAUCUUCCGGAACAAGGAUGUCGGCAUUUAUUUUAAUUUCAUUAUUAGAAAACAGAAAUGUUUCAACUUCUCAGGGUACCGAUGUCAGCAUGGCAAUAAGGAAGGCAACGACGUACUUAGAAGCAAAACUUAACUAUGUCAAAGACUCAUAUUCACUAGCGAUCAUAUGCUACGCUCUAGCAAGUGCCAAUAGUCCCUCGAGAUCCACAUGUUACAAGAAGCUGAAGACAGCCGCUUUUUAUGAUGAUGACAAAACCUACUGGAAAGCUAACCAUAGAGUCAACAAAAGGGAAGUAGGUGAUCGUGCAUUGAGAAAUAGAGCAUCAUCAAUGGAUGUAGAAGCGUCAUCGUAUGCUCUUCUAACUUAUAUGAAACUUGGGUACUACGCAGAGGCUUUCCCAAUUGUAAAAUGGCUUGUAUCACAACGUAAUCCGACUGGUGGUGAACGAUCUACUCAGGAUACAGUUAUAUCAAUACAAGCGCUUGCCGAAUAUGCAACUAAUGGAGACGCUUCACCGGGCCCGAAUUAUGGAGUGAAAUUUGAAUUGUCUGAUGGAAAUUUCAGUCACGUUUAUUCUACAGAUCCUUCAACAUUUGAUUUCGUACACACAUUCCAGGUACCUUCUGAUGUUGAAACAUUCACACUUCAAGUAACAGGGUCAGGCUCAGCAAUAAUCGAUAUAUCUACUUCAUAUUAUGUGACUGGCAAUGAAAACGAUGAUGACAUCAAAGUAAAAGCAAUAGUGACAAAAGAGUCGAUAAAUACUGUGACAAUUGAAUCUUGCCUAAGAUGGAUUGGAAGUGACAAAAGUGGCAUGUUACUUAUGGAGGUAGAGAUGCCAACAGGAUUUCAGCCUGACGAUUACCUACUGAACAGUCAGAAUAUAAUCAUGAAACACGAAACAAAUGGAAGAAAUAUUGCAUUAUAUUUCAAUGGUGUUAAUUCAGGUACUGACAUUUGCGUUGAUGUGAAGAUGGACCGUGUUGACCCAGUUGUCAAGAGUCAAGCCUGUCAUGUGAAAGCAUACGACUACUAUGAUCCAGUUCAUCAAGCAAUAACUAGAUAUGAAUUUGGAUUGCUGAAGGAACCAAACAUUUGUAACAUUUGUCCUUUGUGUGGAUUCUGUUUGGUACGAGAACCGACCGGAGUAGGACGUUAAGCCGACAGAACUACAUACAUUGCAUUUUCAAAUGUAAAUAACCUAACUGUGCAGUAUAAUAUUUAAUCAGUGUAUAUAGAUUGUGUGCAAUUCUCUUACAAUCUAAAGGUAAUGUGAAGCAAUUAUAUAUGACAUUUGUUUCUCAGAAGUUCAACAUAAACUUACGUUUGAGUUAUUGACAAUUAUUUCCUUAGCCAUCCAUAAGUUGUCUACAUUUGUUCUAUCUUCUGUAUUUAUUUAAGGUCUCUUUUUUGUCCUAACAUUUUUACAGAAGGUAUUUUAAGUUUCACAUUAAUAACAAUUAAAUUUUCGUUUACAUUAAUGCUGCAAUUUUAAUGAGUGAGGAAAUAGUAACUGUUGUUAAUUACAUAUUAAUAUAGACGAUAUAUAUCAAACUAAUAUUAACACUACAGAAUAUAUAGAAGCAGAUGCCAAUUAAUUACAUAUUUUUAAUAUAAGUUCCGAGUAAAUGAAAUUUAACGGAUACUAUUUGUUAACGAAGUAAACAUUUAAAGUUUUAGGCCAUUAUGUUUAUGUUUUGCAGAUUUUUUUUCUUUAAGUAGGUGAAGAUUUAUGUAUAUCGAUGUAAGAAUGAUUUAACAUGCAAUUGAAUAUAAAUGAGAAAAUGAAACAAUAUCAAUGUUUAGUGUUCACCAAUUUUUUAAGCCAAUCACCGACGAGAAUUUUUCAAAUUUUCAGGUUUCAAAUCUUAAUAGAACAUAUUUUAUAUAAACUGGACGUUUUAUAUUAUAUUAUACAACGCAAGUGGGCGGAGCACUAAGCCGGUUCGAGUGCAUAUUGGAUGUUCUUCGUAAAUAAGAAAGCUACAGUCGCUUCGCAAGCUCCGCUCCUUUUUAGCUUUCUUAUUCACGAAGAACACCCAAUAUGCACUCUAACAUAUACAUUAUAUAUGUCGUAUGUUUCAUAUUUCUGUUAUCAAUACUAACUACUAAUAUUUUUGUUAUCAUAACACGUUAUGUUUGCAAAACCUGUCAAUAUGAAUACUUAGACCAUAAGCAUUAUUUUUCUCAAAAUCAUUUUAAUUUAACAUUUUUAUUUGUUUCAUAUUAUGCAAAUUUCAUAUUAAUUGCACACAGAAUGGAUGUAUUCAUCUUAAAUCCAAAGUAAAUAUUAAACUAAGAAUAUACUGAGGUUACAUCCUUUCAAAAUACAAUUUUAUAAGCAAUUGCAAAGGAGUAAACUAUUUAUAAAAUUAAUGCAGUCAGUCAUUAUUUAUGUAUUAUUAUUAUUAUUUCAAAUGGCCCGGCCACCCUUCAAAGCAAAGUUAUUAUAUAUUUUUUCCAAUAGCUAUGCAUGCGUCUGAUCAAGUUGAAAUGAAAACUUUUAUAGGAUUAAGGAUAUUGUUAAGAUGUUAAGGUUUUAUUGAACAUUAUCGCAUUAUAGUUGUCGACACUGAUAUUAACUGAACGUUCAAAUAUAUCUAUUGUAAUUCAUGUACUAAAUCUAGAAUUAUUUUUAACUAAAAUCUGUUUAACGCUAAAAACCUGUUGUAUUUUAUUUUGUUUGUUUAACACUAUAAUCUUAAAUGAGUUUUAUAUAUAUAUUUACUUUAAAAAAAACGAGAAAGAAGUGUAAUUGGAAAGGUGUUAUAGCAAGUGUUCAAAAUGAUAUCAGUGUAUAAUAUGAUGAUUCCUUUAGGCGACUUAGGUUCGUGAAAAAACUGGCGAGACAAUAUUUCAGUUUACAUUUUCCAUGUAUGUGUGUUUGAUGUAUCUAAUAAAAUUAUAAUCAUA